AGUAGCGGCGCGGAACGCGCGGUGAGUGAGGUGGGAUCGUGGGGCUGGUGGCUGGAGAACCUGGUUCCCGCGGAACAUCCCGGGAGGGUUCGGGGAGUGCGCGGGGAGUCAUCAUCCAGGGACCUGCCAGAGACCACAAGAAAACAUGGGGAAGAUUUUCCUCACAGGAGAAAAAGCCAAUUCAGUAUUGAAACGCUACCCAAGAGCGAAUGGACUUUUUGAAGAAAUAAGACAGGGCAACAUUGAUCGUGAGUGCAAGGAAGAAAUCUGCACAUUUGAAGAAGCAAGAGAAGCUUUUGAAAAUACGGAGAAAACCAAGGAAUUUUGGAACACCUACACAAAAGCACAACAAGGAGAGAGUAACAGAGGAAGUGACUGGUUUCAGUUUUACCUUACCUUUCCAUUAAUCUUUGGCCUCUUUAUUAUCCUUCUGGUCAUUUUUCUAAUUUGGAGAUGCUUCCUCAGAAACAAAACCCGCAGACAGACAGUAACUGAAGGCCACAUUCCUUUCCCACAGCACCUUAAUAUCAUCACUCCGCCUCCCCCACCAGACGAAGUGUUUGAUAGCAGUGGAUUGUCACCAGGCUUUCUGGAAUAUGUAGUUGGGCGCUCAGAUUCCGUCUCCACUCGUCUAUCCAACUGUGAUCCCCCACCCACCUACGAGGAAGCCACUGGCCAGGUGAACCUCCGGAGGAGUGAAACAGAACCUCACUUAGACCCACCCCCAGAGUAUGAGGACAUCAUUAAUUCCAACUCAGCCAGUGCCAUUGCUAUGGUGCCUGUGGUCACCACCAUCAAAUGAAACUGCAACUUUCUUUUUACUAUAAUCAUUUUUAAAAUACUAAUGAAAGAACUUUCUAGCACUUUACCACUACAUAAAUGUGCAUUGACUUAUUUUAUCAGACUCUGACAGCAUACCACU
This is a messenger RNA of Enhydra lutris kenyoni (northern sea otter), 922 nucleotides long. RefSeq names its product proline rich and Gla domain 1. The coding region runs from base 146 to 802 and encodes 218 amino acids. Gene Ontology annotation, cellular component: extracellular region. Gene Ontology annotation, molecular function: calcium ion binding. The record is from RefSeq and is a predicted model, not a curated record. NCBI's taxonomy places the organism in Eukaryota, Metazoa, Chordata, Mammalia, Carnivora, Mustelidae. The transcript is spliced from 4 exons.